Molecule: messenger RNA, 1197 nt
Organism: Rhipicephalus microplus (southern cattle tick)
Lineage: Eukaryota; Metazoa; Arthropoda; Arachnida; Ixodida; Ixodidae
Product: Na(+)/H(+) exchange regulatory cofactor NHE-RF1-like
Biological process (GO): protein localization to plasma membrane
Cellular component (GO): apical plasma membrane
Molecular function (GO): protein binding; protein-membrane adaptor activity
Source: RefSeq, a predicted model, not a curated record
AUGACGCAACUUGCCAAACCUCCUGCGGCGCGCCUGUGCCAUUUAGUUCGCAGGCCCGAGUAUGACGGCUAUGGUUUUAAACUGAUUCCGGCCACGCAGGGCUAUCUUCCACGGCUGUCAGCCGUAGAACCCGGAAGCCCAGCUGAGGCCGCUGGCCUGCGAUCCAAUGACACUGUCGUUGAGGUAAACGGGGUGAUCUUGGAUGGCCUCGGACAUGAAGAUGUGGUGCAGCUCGUCAAGUCCACACCUAACGAAGCUCGACUCUUGGUCGUAGACGACGAAACCGCUGCCUGGUACAAGAGGCGCGGCAUCGCCCUUCGCGGCGACAACCUCAACGUCGUUCGCACGAGCUCCAAAAACUCAUUGAGGAAGGAGCUUGCGGGGGGUCUUCGCUUGUGCUACCUGCGCAAGUGGCCGGACUAUGAGGGGUACGGCUUCAGUCUCCGAGAAGACGAAGAGAACUUUUUCAUCACGGCCGUAGUCCCCGACAGCCCCGCCGAGCUUGGUGGACUUCGCAAUGAUGACAGGCUCAUCGAAGUGAACGCGGUAUCAGUGGAAAACAGGAGCUACCAGGAAAUAAUGUCGCGCAUCGGCAAGGAGCCAGACCAAGUAGACUUGCUGGUCAUCGACCGUGAGACAGACGAGGCCUUCGCGAGCCGUCAGCAGAAGCCCAGUGGUCAGGCGGACGGUGUCCUGAGGCGCUGGACACCAGCCCGACGACCUCGGUUAACAUUUAUGAAAACGAAAAAACAGACGCCCAAAGUAGAAGCCGCAGGCACUGAGGGAUUUGUGAUUCCACACGCCCUUGAAUCGGCUAAUGACGCUGAACAUGACAAGGCUAUCAGCGAAGAAGACCUCGUCGUGAAGGAAGGCGUGGUCAAAAGUCAUUGGCGACCACAUGUUCCUGCCACCCAGUCCAUGUUCCUGAACUGCGCCAGUCCCAUUCCUACCCUGAGAAAGGACAACACCAGUAACAGCCGAUACUCGUCGAUCAGCGUCGGGUCAUCGGAAACCAUGUCACCUACUGAAUCUGCGGAUGGGCUUCGUCUCUGCCACUUGUCCAAGUGGCCAAACUUCGAAGGCUACGGAUUCGCCUUGAAAGCCGAGAGGCUUCGAGAUGGCCAGUUCGUUGCACACGUCGACCUCGGCAGCCCAGCUCAUCUGGGCGGGCUGCGGAAAAGGGACAGGAUAGUCGAG